CUCAACACAAACUGUUUAUAUAAUCUGAAUAGUUCAUUAAAAAAAAAAAAAAAACUUUGUGGAAUUCUCCAAACACUUUCUUAAGAGAAUCCACUUUUGUUUUUGCUGUUCUUGAUCAUCAUAUAUAUAUUCUUUUGAUCAUCAUCAUCAUACAUUUAGUUAAGUCUGAAAAAAAAAAGAAAAAAGAAAAAGAUGAAUAUCCACAGGAGUGGAGCAGGAAGCCAUGAUAGAUUGAUGGGAAACUGUUUCAAAAGUACUGAUUUUUAUGCUUUGGAUUAUCAUCAGCUUCCAAACAAGCUUCCUUAUCAGUGUUUAGGACAGCAAUCCUCAGAUUCAAACAUGGGAUUUUAUUCUCAGCCAGGAUUACCAUCUACAGAGGAAGAGAGCUCAAAUAUUUAUAAGCAGCAGAAUUUUUGGGCAAAUGACAACAACCCUUCAUCAUCAUCAUCAUCAUCAUCAUCAUGUUGCAGCAGUACUAUUAUGGACCAUUUUGGAUCACCAGCUUCUGCUUUGGUUGCAACAGAAAUUUUCAUGGGACUAACACCACAGUUUGAUUUCAGAAAGAAUGGUGAUCAUCAUCAGCCCUCUUGCAAUUAUAUUAAUCCACCCCAAAUGUCCAAGAUCAGGCCUCAAGAUUUACACAUUCCAUCAUCAUAUGUACAACAACAGCAACAACAACAAGGGAGCUUUUUGUUUGGAGAUUCAAGUUAUGCAUCACAGGCUUAUAAUGCUGCCUUUCCAUCAGUUCCAAAAUCUCAACCCUCAAUCAGCUACAGAACUAAUCCCUUCAACAAUCUUAGUGAGGAGGAGAGACUUCUGUACUUGAAAAGCAAAUUACUAGAUGAUAUUGAUGAUUCAAACAAGAGACCACGGCCGAAUCCCCUGGAGCUAAAUCAGGAGAUUGGAGUUCCCUGCAAUUUGUAUGAUUCUCAAUAUCCGAAUUCGAGCCCAGUAGCAGGGAGACCGCCUUGUGGUGUUUCAGGCAUCUCCUGCAAUAAUAAUUCAACAUCUCCUGGAUCAGUAAACAAGACAAGAAUCAGGUGGACUCAGGAGCUGCAUGAUCGAUUUGUCGAAUGUGUCAACUGCCUUGGUGGUGCUGAAAAGGCUACACCAAAGGCCAUACUAAGGCUGAUGGAAUGGGAAGGAUUAACCAUAUUCCAUGUCAAAAGUCAUUUACAGAAAUAUCGAAAUGCAAAAUUUGUCCCGGAAUCUGCAGAAGGAAGACCAGAUAAAAGGGCCAGCCUUUGCAAUCUAGCUCAUAUCGACGGUAAAAACGGUUUGCAACUAAAGGAAGCCUUGCAACUGCAACUGGAUGUCCAAAGGCGUCUUCAUGAGCAAUUAGAGAUUCAGCGAAAGUUGCAGCUGAGCAUCGAAGAACAAGCUAAACAGCUGAAACUGAUAUUUGACAAGCAACAAGAGACUACAAGGAACCUCCUGGAAUCUCAAAACUCAAACAUUACAUCUCCCAGUUACAUGUCGUCUAGCCCGCUCGAAAAUGCAGACAUUCUCAUUUCAGAAGAACUCGAAAACACGCAUUUCUCAUCCGAAAUAAGCUAAGAUGAAAUGGGGAUUAUCGAUUCUUUUUUAAUCUACAUGAUGAACGUCAUAAUUGAUUCAGCAACAUCAUCAAGACCAAAAAUUCCGUACUCGGACAGAAUGGAGGUCCCUUGAAAGCCCCCUUGUCGCAGCAUCAUUCCAGGAGACUGGAUUAAUUUUGCAAGGCAAAAAAUUUUGCAUUGGUUUUUAAGACUAUUCAUAUAGUCAAUUCAAUGUUAUUGAUUGUAUUUGUGCAUACUGCAUAGUGUGGGAAACUGCGAGUACAUACCAAACUCGGGCGAUGUGAUUUUCUGUUACACUUUUGUGUUACAAUCUCUGUAACACUUACCACAUCUCUGAUACGUAUUUCUUUUUGUCGAGCCAAUUCCAUAUAUAGCGAGAUAUAUAACAGCUUGGUUCAUGAAUAUUUCACAUUUCG
Molecule: messenger RNA, 1975 nt
Organism: Oldenlandia corymbosa var. corymbosa
Lineage: Eukaryota; Viridiplantae; Streptophyta; Magnoliopsida; Gentianales; Rubiaceae
Source: the annotation of a GenBank genome assembly